UUAUUUUUUUACUUUUCAUCGGAACAGUUGGUUGUUAAUCAAUUUACGAUGAUUUUUUUCCAGUUUCUAGUUUUUCAUUCAAUUACAUUGUUCAUUUUUACUUUUACAGCAUCUACCAAGUUAAAUUCGAUUCGGUCACCUCCAUUGUUGGCAUUUGGUAAUAAUGGUAAUUUCGAAGUAUCAAAGAUGGAUGUUUUAAGCGAGGAAAUUUGGCAUUAUCAUAAUAUCGUAACACAAUCUGAGUCGGUAUUGAACAAAAAAUUGCAUCUACGUGAUAUGUUGUAUUAUUCAAUAUCACCAGUAUUUCCGAUGUGUGGAUUGUAUGUUGUCGGUUCAUCACUCAAUGGCUUUGGAAAUAACUCCUCAGACAUGGAUCUGUGUCUUAUGAUUACUAAUCAAGAUCUCGAUCAACAAACUGAUGCUGUACUCAUUUUAAACAUGGUUCAAAAUGCUAUAAUGGAACUGAAGUGGAUUCGUCAGCAACAAUUAAUUUGUGCUAAAGUGCCUAUUUUGAGGAUUAAAUUUAGCGAGCCGUUUCAAGACAUCACCGUUGAUUUGAAUGUCAAUAAUUCUGUAGCGAUUCGCAACACUCAUCUUUUGUGUUUUUAUUCAUCAUUUGAUUGGCGAGUUCGACCAUUAGUUACUGUCGUAAAGGAAUGGGCAAAACGUCACGAUAUUAAUGAUGCUAAUCGUUCAUCAUUUACUUCAUAUUCUUUGGUGCUCAUGGUUAUUCAUUAUUUACAAUGUGGUACUGAACCGCGAAUUCUACCAUCGUUGCAAGAAAUGUAUCCUGAUCGCUUCAAUCCAGAAAAUGAUGUUCGUGCUUUAAAUGUUUCAUCACCACUGGAACCGCCAUCAUCCAACGAAUGGCAGUUCACCGAUACAACAACGCUUGGCGAGUUAUUGAUUGGUUUUCUGGAUUAUUAUGCUUAUCAUUUUGAUUAUUUACGGGACGCUAUAUCUGUAAGACUUGGCAAAAAAACUGAGCGCGCUUUAGUCGCACGACAGCAUUCUCCUUAUAAUACUAAUAACAUUGCACAAUGGAAUUGUAUUUGUAUCGAAGAACCAUUUACAUUAUCGAAUACAGCUCAUUCUGUGCACAAUCAGGUAGUAUUCGAUGCAAUUCGGAAAGCGUUUUGCGAAAGUCAUAAAGAACUCGAUAGAAAUCGCGAUCUAAAAGCAUUUCUUAAUGCCAAACCAAUUAAAAUCCCAUUAUGCAAUCCUUUUGGGUUUAUUUAUUAUUCACUAUCAUUUUAUAAGCUUUUACUUGAUUACUCAGUGUCAAGUGUAUCAUCGACUUCAGACAAUGGGAGAGAUAUAGAACAUUCAUCUGAUGAGACGGCAACAAACAGUCGAUCGUCUAUUACUUCUUGCGCUGAAAGUGGUAAUGAAACCAAUAUGAUAUCUUCUAAUGAAUUUGAGUCUGCUGAUUUAAAAAAAACACUUUUUUUAAAGUAUCUUUUUUUCAAUAUAUGUUUAUAA
Molecule: messenger RNA, 1482 nt
Organism: Dracunculus medinensis (Guinea worm)
Lineage: Eukaryota; Metazoa; Nematoda; Chromadorea; Rhabditida; Dracunculidae
Source: the annotation of a GenBank genome assembly